Molecule: messenger RNA, 6225 nt
Organism: Lagopus muta (rock ptarmigan)
Lineage: Eukaryota; Metazoa; Chordata; Aves; Galliformes; Phasianidae
Gene: DPP9
Product: dipeptidyl peptidase 9
Exons: 20
Coding region: 2317-4908 (863 amino acids)
Biological process (GO): proteolysis
Molecular function (GO): serine-type peptidase activity; dipeptidyl-peptidase activity
Source: RefSeq, a predicted model, not a curated record
GUACUCCCAGGGUCUUUAUUCACCCCAUGCUCUGUGGAACAUAGCAAUAAACACGUUCUCAAGUGAAUGAGGUUUCUGAAAAAUCCCAAGCCUGUCUUUUUGCCUUGGGGAACUCUGUGUCAGGAUCUGUGGGUCAGGAAGUGACUCAGGAGGUUGAUUUAUUUCACUGGCUUCCAAUUCCAAGCUUUACAGUUUUUUCCCAUACUGAUGUCCCUUGCUGUCUUCCUAUACUUGCUUGUUGUCUUCAGACUAAUGUGUUUCUUCUGAAAAAGAACUUGGAUAUAUGUCUGACGUGUCUAACCAGGCUGGGCAGAAUAAGCACACUGAGCGAGCUUGGAGGCACUCAAGGGAUAGCUAAGUGCUUUGGAAAGUGAAGUCAUCUAAGGACUGUUGAGGACUCUGAAGGAGAGUCUGUCUCUAGUGAGUUGUAUAGCACAUACAAGAUUUAUUGAUGAGGAAGCUUUGAGAGUGUUUAAGAAUAAAGUUGUUAAAAUUGAUGUAUUGGUCAAAAUCCUCUUUGAACAAUUUCAUCCCCAAAUUAACUUUCUGACUUCAAUUAGUUAAGUCACUCCUUAUACUAGUUCUACUGCAUUUGUGGUACUACCAAGUUCUACUUAUAUUUUAUUCUGACUGUAGUGAUAGAGCAAAUGGUUCUUCCUUUUACUGUGUAUUGUGUCAGGACCUAAGUUACAUGAGGCUCCAUAACAUUUUAGCUGUUAUUUUCCAACACUUUCAUGUAAUUUUGGCUACAGAUCAAAGGUGAGGAUGAAUACUUCUCUUAUCCCAGUACUCUACUCUGUUCUAGUGUCAAAGUCACCAAGGUUAUAAUACCAAGCUGAAAGUUGUGCCUUUCACUUACCUGGUGAAUCCUAAAUUCAUGGAAAUGUAGUUUGGAAGGGAGUCCUGUUCAGGUUGGGGCAGUUAUCAGUAUUACAUUUGUGUAGUGAGUGAGUGGACUGUUUUGAGCCCUUAAAAGUGCAACUUUACAUUGUGAGUAGUCAAGUGAGUGAGAAGGUGUUGCUGGCUAGGAGAAAGCAGCCUAGGGGUCAAGUAUCUUGAGCCAAAGCCAGAUUGUUUUGAUCAACCGACUUGACCUGCAGUACAGUUGGGUUGAGAGAAUUGUACUCAGCUAACAGUUCUGAAUGGUGUUUCUGUUAUGUUUUUUUUGAUAGGCAGUGCUUUCCCCUUAAGAUGUGAUUUUUAGUUGCUAUAAUGGAGACCCUGAAUACAAUCAAUAGACUUGAGGCCAUAAGACACUCUUGAAAUCUUAGAACAUCCCGUCACGUUUUCUCUUGCGGCUUUGGGCUUUAUGCCUGGCUUUUAUUGGAAAAUACUCUUUAUUUGUGUUCAAGCUGUGGAUUUAGGUGUUAGUUGUUUGUUUGUAGGAGAACCUACAGAUAUGUUUUUGGAGCUUUUUCUUGGUGGUGGUUUAAGCUGAUGGAGAAUUCUCUAGGAAUGCUCAAGGUUCUCCUGAAAAAUACUCAUGGUAGAAAAUGGACGGGAGUAAAUGUUUUCUUGUGCUGAUAUUAAUAACCAUUCUCCUUUCCCUUGGUUCUACUCACUGGGAAAGAAAUUGCUGUGCAUCUUGAGGCUGAGGCCUUCAAGAUUAUUUGUUUAAUUCCUGCUUAAUACACAGACAUGACAGCUACAUCUCAGAAGCAGUUUUCUGCUCAGAAUGCAGGUGACUGUCCCCAGUGACAAGUGGUAUUUGAGAAGAACCUGAUUUGAAAAUAUACGCCUUGGGGCUGCAGAGAACAAGGCCUUUUGUGGUUUAAUCCCUAGUCAUUGGUUUGCCAUCUUGAUGCCGAACCAAAGGUAGCAAUUCUGUUUCCAUGGAGUAGAAUUCUCUAGCCCUAGUAUUUUUUUUUUUCUGGUAAACCAAAGUUAUUCUGAAAUUUUCUGUAACAUUCUUCCAGAUGCACCCAGAUGUAGGCUGGUCAGCCCAAAACUACUGAAAUGUCCUUGUGCAGGGAAAUCCAGCUUUUCUAAUGAGGUGAUGUAAACUGGUUUCCCUAGUCCUAAACUCAUUCCUGCUUUGUAGUAGAUUACAUCGUUGACUGUGGGCAAGUCAGUUAGUUCACAUCUCCUCAAAUCAAUGUUUGCUGUAGUUGCUCAUCAAGGUGCUUUUUGUAGACUCUCAUUCAAUAACUGCGAGCUUGGAAAUGCGUGUACCACGUUUUGCAGGAUAUGACAAGGGUCUCUUACUGCUGUCUUCUUUCUGGUCAACAAAGUCAAUUGCACUGUUUCUUCCUGUUUUGUCAUCGUUCCUGGCUGCAAUAGCUAUUCAGUUUUUUGUCUAGUUCUGAGGAAGAGACAAUGACUGCAGUGGACACGCUAUCAGACAGCUCUGAAGUGGUCGAGAUGGAGGAUGUGCCUUCCGAAUUCCAGGUGCAAAAGCAUUCUUGGGAUGGGCUGCGUGACAUUAUUCACAGCAGCAGGAAGUAUUCGGGCAUGAUAGUGAACAAAGCUCCCCAUGAUUUCCAGUUUGUCCGGAAAACCGAAGAGUCCAGCCCUCACUCUCAUCGUCUUUAUUACCUGGGAAUGCCAUAUGGUAGCAGGGAAAAUUCACUUCUUUACUCAGAGAUUCCCAAAAAGGUACGGAAGGAGGCCUUAUUACUCUUGUCAUGGAAACAGAUGCUGGAUCACUUUCAGGCAACCCCUCAUCAUGGGAUGUAUUCUAGAGAAGAAGAACUCUUAAGAGAGCGCAAGAGACUUGGUGUCUUUGGUAUAACAUCUUAUGAUUUCCACAGUGAAAGUGGCCUGUUCCUUUUCCAGGCCAGCAAUAGCCUCUUUCAUUGCCGAGAUGGAGGCAAGAAUGGUUUCAUGGUGUCUCCAAUGAAGCCUCUGGAGAUCAAGACUCAGUGUACAGGGCCACGAAUGGAUCCCAAGAUUUGCCCUGCAGACCCUGCCUUCUUUUCAUUCAUUAAUAACAAUGAUUUGUGGGUAGCAAAUAUAGAGACAGGAGAGGAGAAGCGAAUGACAUAUUGCCAUAAAGGCUUAUCCAAUGUUCUUGAUGACCCUAAGUCUGCUGGUGUAGCCACCUUUGUCAUUCAGGAGGAAUUUGAUCGGUUCACAGGCUAUUGGUGGUGUCCCACAUCUUCCACAGAAGGUUCAGAGAAUUUAAAAACACUGCGAAUCUUGUAUGAGGAAGUGGAUGAGUCAGAAGUGGAGAUAAUUCACGUUCCUUCACCUGCUCUGGAGGAGAGAAAAACAGAUUCCUAUCGGUACCCCAGGACAGGCAGCAAAAACCCCAAGAUUACAUUAAAACUGGCAGAAUUGAAAACAGACAGCAAGGGUAAGAUCGUGUGUGCUCAAGACAAGGAGCUGGUGCAACCAUUUGCUGCAUUAUUCCCGACUGUGGAGUACAUUGCCCGUGCUGGAUGGACUCGAGAUGGCAAAUAUGCUUGGGCUAUGUUUCUAGACAGACCUCAGCAGCGGCUGCAGCUUAUCCUUUUGCCUCCAGCGCUCUUUAUUCCAGUCCCAGAAAGUGAGGAGCAGCGUGCUGAAUUUGCCAAAAUUGUGCCAGAAAAUGUUCAACCGUUUGUUAUCUAUGAAGAAAUCACUGAUGUGUGGAUAAACGUUCAUGAUAUCUUCUAUCCUUUCAUACAACCAGAAGGAGAAGAGGAAGAACUGUGUUUUAUCCGAGCCAAUGAAUGCAAAACAGGUUUCUGUCACCUGUACAGAGUCACAGUGGUCCUAAAGCAAGGCAGCUAUGACUGGGUACAGCCGUAUGUCCACAGCGAGGAUGAUUUCAAAUGUCCUAUCAAAGAGGAGGUUGCCCUGACUGGUGGAGAGUGGGAGGUGCUGGCAAGGCAUGGAUCAAAGAUCUGGGUCAAUGAGGCUACGAAGCUGGUGUAUUUCCAAGGCACGAAAGACACCCCAUUGGAGCACCAUCUCUAUGUAGUUAGCUAUGAGUCUCCUGGAGAAAUUGUGCGACUUACCAUACCAGGCUUCUCCCACAGCUGUUCUAUGAGCCAGAAUUUUGACAUGUUCAUCAGCCACUACAGCAGUGUGAGCACUCCACCUUGCGUGCAUGUCUACAAGCUCAGUGGCUCCGAUGAUGAUCCGCUACAUAAGCAACCCAAGUUUUGGGCUAGCAUGAUGGAGGCAGCCAGUUGUCCCCCAGAUUACAUCCCACCUGAGAUCUUUCACUUCCGUACUCAAUCAGAUGUUGAGCUCUAUGGAAUGGUCUACAAACCUCAUGAUGUCCAGCCUGGGAAGAAGCAUCCCACAGUGCUCUUUGUGUAUGGAGGCCCUCAGGUGCAGCUGGUGAAUAAUUCCUUUAAAGGAAUCAAAUACUUACGGCUAAACACGCUAGCAUCCCUAGGUUAUGCUGUGGUAGUGAUUGAUGGAAGGGGUUCAUGCCAGCGAGGACUCAGAUUUGAAGGAGCCCUGAAAAACCAAAUGGGUCAGGUGGAGAUAGAGGACCAAGUGGAAGGUUUACAUUAUGUAGCAGAAAAAUACGGGUUUAUUGACUUGAGUCGAGUAGCCAUACAUGGCUGGUCAUAUGGGGGUUUUCUCUCCCUCAUGGGUCUCAUCUGUAAACCCAAUGUCUUCAAGAUUGCUAUAGCAGGUGCUCCUGUCACAGUUUGGAUGGCAUAUGACACCGGGUAUACUGAGCGGUACAUGGAUAUCCCAGAAAACAACCAGCAAGGUUAUGAGGCUGGCUCUGUGGCAUUACAUGUAGAGAAGCUUCCCAAUGAGCCAAAUCGUUUGCUGAUCCUCCAUGGUUUUUUGGAUGAAAAUGUGCACUUUUUUCACACAAACUUCCUGGUAUCACAGUUAAUCCGGGCUGGAAAACCGUACCAGCUUCAGAUCUACCCCAAUGAAAGACACAGUAUUCGGUGCCCUGAGUCAGGAGAGCACUAUGAAAUCACGCUGCUGCACUUUCUACAAGAAUACCUCUGAGAGCACAUGCCUCUGCAAACUGGAUGCUGACAGCUCACUUCACCCCUCCUGUGCCCAGCCACUACCACCUCCCUUGACAGCCAUCUAACCCAGAGCACAAAUGGCUGCGUGCCCAUGUCAGGGUGUCUUGCCCUGAAUAAUAAGGGAGGAGGAUGGAAGGUACUUUCCCUUUGGACAGUGCCACCUUCUUUCACUUUCCAAGCUGGAGGUCUGCCUCUGCUCAGCUGCUCAUUCUAUUUCUCUCUUCCAGCCUGGCUGUUAAUGUGUUGGGUUGUUUUUUUUUUGUUGUUGUUGUUGGUUUUUUUUUGUUUUUUUUUUUUUCCCUGCUACUCCCACUAUCCUGGGGAUUGAUGGACAGUGGUCUGUCUCCUAAGACUGAGGUUUGCAUCCAUCUCUUUCUGUCCCCCAUCCUUUUCCCUUCCACUGCACAUCUGCAGUUCAUGUACUCUUACCUGCAAGAACUCGGUGCCUGUGUUGGAAACAGAAGAGCUGAAUAAGCAAGCUGCCUUAAGCCAGGAAUGGAAGGGAAGAGAGAAGAACGUAUUGUUAAAGCCCCAGGGCAGCUGAUUGCUGGUGCUGUGUCCUUGCCCUGCUGCAGCAGCGUGGAGCCCUGGGAUGUGAAGAGGUCUACAGAAGCAUGCAACACUAGUCAUUUCUAUUUCUCAGUUUUAUUUCACAGAGCAGAUGGAGGAAGUGGCUGGGGUUGAUAACGAUGCCCUCUCAUGCCUUUCUCUAAUGGCCACUCACAACCAGAGUUGUGCCAAAAGGUAGCACAGCAGCUGAAGCAGCUGGCUACAACCAGAGAUCAUCUCUCUGGAGAUAAGGUUUUUUGUUUGUUUUUUUUUUUUUUUUUUUUGCAACACAAGAUGGAUAAUAUUUAUGCAAGUCCUUCCUCCCUCCAUUCUUUAUGCUGCCUCCCAAUCCUACCUUCUCCUUCCCUGAAACCUUGAGCUUUCAGAUGUGCACUGAAAUUGGCUGUGCUUCAGUUCUCUGCAGGUCAGUGACUGUUCCCCUUACCCAUCUACUCAGCAUAUGCUUUCUUUUGGUUUUUAUUUUCCUGGUCAACAGGAACUGCAAUUCUGGGGAGGGGGGAUUGAGUAAUUGCACCUCAGGGGAGCGCGUACCCCCCCGCCCCUCAAGCCAAGGGUUCUGCCAGGGAUGAAAAGAGAAGAAAAAAGCAACACCCAAAUGAACCACAUUGACUUGCCCUGGAGUAUUUUAAGUGCGUAUUAUGAAAAGAAAAUAUUUUUAUGGAUUCUUAUUCUUUUAUAAUUAUGAGUGUAAGAUGUAGCAACUCAUUAAAAUAUUGGAAAGAGA